Messenger RNA from Helianthus annuus (common sunflower), 1642 nucleotides. RefSeq names its product GABA transporter 1. The record is from RefSeq and is a predicted model, not a curated record. The coding region runs from base 85 to 1455 and encodes 456 amino acids. The transcript is spliced from 7 exons. Lineage: Eukaryota; Viridiplantae; Streptophyta; Magnoliopsida; Asterales; Asteraceae. Gene Ontology annotation, cellular component: plasma membrane.
ACUUUGAAACUAUCAUCCCCACUCAUUUAGCUUGACUUUGUUGCAGAAACAAGAAAGACAAACAACUUAUACUUCUAUCUACCAAUGGUGACAGUGGCUCCAACCUCCCGGAAUCUAUCUCCGCCGGAUGCCACCGAACCUACUCCUCCCAAAAAGCUUGAUGCCGGAGCUCUAUUCGUUCUCAAAUCUCGAGGAUCAUGGUUGCACUGUGGGUACCAUUUGACAACUGCAAUUGUAGCACCAGCACUACUAAGUCUACCAUUUGCCUUGGCAUUGUUGGGGUGGGAGGGUGGCGUGACGGUGUUGGCGCUAGCCGGAAUCAUCACAUUCUACUCCUACAACCUCCUAUCCCUGGUAUUGGAACAUCAUGCCGAGCUCGGCCACCGUCAACUUAGGUUCCGUGACAUGGCCCAUGAUAUUUUAGGCCCGGGAUGGGGUCGGUACUAUGUGGGCCCACUUCAGUUGGGCUCGUGCUAUGGUGCGGUUAUUGCUUGUAUUCUACUUGGAGGGCAAAGCCUCAAGUUUAUAUACUUGUUGGCAAGACCAGAUGGGACCAUGCAAUUAUCCCAUUUUAUUGUGAUAUUUGGAAGCUUUACACUCAUUUUAGCACAAAUCCCCUCUUUUCACUCCUUGAGGCACAUCAAUCUAGUGUCACUCAUCUUGUGUUUUGCUUAUUGUGCAUGCACAACUGCUGGUGCAAUUUACAUAGGAAAUUCCCAUAAGGCGCCUCCUAGGAACUAUUCCUUGACUGGAGUUGGAAUAAAUCGAAUUUUCGGCUUUUUCAAUGCUAUUUCAAUCAUUUGUACAACUUAUGGAAACGGAAUUAUCCCCGAAAUACAGGCCACAAUAGCGGAGCCAGUGACGGGCAAGAUGUUCAAAGGGUUACUGGUGUGUUAUACAGUUGUGAUCUCUAACUAUUUUAGUGUUGGGAUUUCUGGUUAUUGGGCUUUUGGUAAUCAAGUGGAUAGCUCCGUUCUUCAGAACUUUAUGGUGGGUUCUAACCCAUUGUUGCCCAAAUGGUUUCUUCUUAUGACCAAUGGCUUUACUGUUUUACAAGUUGCAGCUUGUACUUUGGUUUACUUGCAACCAUCAAACGUGGUUUUGGAACGAAGAUUUGCAGAUCCGAAGAAGGGUCAGUUAUCGGCUAGAAACGUUGUGCCUCGACUAAUAACAAGAUCGUUAUCGGUAAUCAUCGCAACCACUUUUGCUGCAAUGUUGCCUUUCUUUGGAGAUAUAAUGGCAUUAUUUGGUGCAUUUGGUUGCAUACCUUUGGACUUUAUAUUGCCCAUGGUCUUCUACAACUUAACAUUCAAGCCAUCCAAAAAAGGUUUAGUGUUUUGGGUCAACACGGUGAUUGGUGUUGGGUCAACUGGUCUCUCAUUGAUAGGGGCCGUAGCCUCGGUGAGACAAAUCAUUCUAGAUGCAAGAACAUAUCGUUUGUUUGCUAACAUGUAGCUUUUGUUAUGAUUUGUAUGUGUCACAAGUUCUAAGUAGUUAAUCAAUAUGUAUUUAUUUCAUCUAUACGUGUAAGAAGAUAUGAUAUAGGACUAUAGGUGCAUGAAAAUCUUGUGAAGGGCGAAAUGUUAUCACUUGAUAUCAAUGUUGGAUGCACUUCGUUAUAUAUAUGCUUGUUGUUUGUUUA